Messenger RNA from Labeo rohita (rohu), 5312 nucleotides. RefSeq names its product sterile alpha motif domain-containing protein 9-like. The transcript is spliced from 3 exons. The record is from RefSeq and is a predicted model, not a curated record. Gene Ontology annotation, molecular function: protein binding. Bases 402 to 1730 code for a protein of 442 amino acids. NCBI's taxonomy places the organism in Eukaryota, Metazoa, Chordata, Actinopteri, Cypriniformes, Cyprinidae. Gene Ontology annotation, cellular component: cytoplasm.
AGAGAGUGGCCACGAGUGCUAGAUAAACUUCCUCAAACACGGGCAGCACCACGAAAUCAUCAAUCUCAGGAAGCUUCCUCACUGCAUCUUUGAGAUGACCUUCAAAAAUGGCUGAGUUCCGUGUUAUGGGUUGGAAUACGAGGAUCAUUUUGUAUAUUGAGAAGCACCAAAAGACUACUUUUUAUUCCACGGCCCUUGGAACAUCGCAUGCAACAAAUCUGCCGCCGUCUAACCUCUGCUGAAAAGGCCAGUGCAUCCCAACUUCAUCCAUAACAAAGACGAAGAGAACAACUGGAAUGCAUCCGUGGAUUUGGGUGGAAGGGAAUGACUGAAUAAGAGCAAUGUAGCAAGGAGAACCAUCAGAAAAGCAUAUAGAAUGUUCCAAAGACAAGCUGAAUAAUAUGGAUGACUGGACAAAAGAUGAUGUCUGUGAGUGGCUUAUCAAGAAGAAAGUCCCUGAGCAGUAUGCUAAGAUUCUUUACAAUCAGGAUGUUUAUGGAGCCUCUCUAAUUCAUUUUGACAAACAAGACCUCCUAGAAAGUGGUUUACCACGUGGACCUGCAGUUCACAUCUAUAAAAUAGUGGCUGAGUUCAAAACAUCCUCAGAAAACUUAAAGGACAGUGCCAUACCCAAGGACACAGAUGCAUCAACAGGGACCUCUGCAGUACAGGAUUUCCAUCAAGAAAAAGAAGCAGCUGAAACUACUACCACUGGAUCUGCUGAACUUGAGACACCAGCACAAAUCAGUAUUGAAGAAAACAGGGAUAGUUUACCAAGGGUGAAGACAUGGUCAUCCUCCUCAGAAGACAAACCCAAAUAUACAAGCAGUGAAGGGAAGCCUUUUGAAGAUGAGAAUGUUCCACCAUUGGAGGGAUGGGAUGAUGGCAUGUACACCAAAGAAGACGAGGCAAGUGGUGCACAAUCACUAGCUUUACCUUUGACACAAUCCAUAAAACAAACAAAUAAUGUGGGCAGUGAGACCAAAGCACACCUGAUUGACUCAGAGAACCCAGAGGACAUGCCAGUGAACUCUGUAUUUCAAUACUGUGUGCCUCGUCCUUUUGAUGAAAACAGUGAAACAUUUGAAUACAUACAAAAUGACAUACUUCCACCUGAGACUGGUCCGAUCAAUCUUAUUGACCCUUGCCAUGAGUACAAAGCCUUGACAAACACAGAGAAUGCUUUAGAAGAGGACGUCUUCAAAAAAUUCAGAGAUGAGACAUUCUGGUUUGCUGCAGCAUGCAUGAAUUCUCGAACAAAUGGAACUAUUCAUUUUGGUGUUGGAGAUGAGCCACUGUACAAACAUGGACAAAUUAUUGGACUAGAGGUGCCAUCUCGCAAAAAAUAUGUAGACGAAUUUGAUAAUGGUCUGAAGGAGCACUUCAGGGGAAAAAGUAAUAUUGUGAUGACGUGCAUUAGGCCUCCCAAGUUUGUUAAGGUAAAAUGUCCAGAUAACAAGGACAAGUGGGUUAUUGAGAUUGAUAUCGUCCCAAAGUAUAAAUUAACUCAGAAGAAACAAUUUUACACUACAUUAGACAAAAAGAAAAGAAAGUCAAAAUGCCUUUUUAUUCGCUCUGGCGCAAACACCGUGAAUUAUUUUCCAGAAAAUAAUCGUAAGAUUUGUAAGCAAAACUUGAAGAAUUUACAAGAAAAUAUAGAAUUAUGGGCUUCAGCUAGACAGUUAGCUGAAGAGCACAUAGCUCAGAGGCCAGGGUCAGUGGUGUCUUGAGCCCCUGCCCCGUUAACGGUAGGGAUGGGCGAUAUCUUAUUGUUUGCGAUAUACUGGAAAAUAAAAUAAAAAUCUUCCCCAGGAUAAGAAUUAGUCUUCCCGCGAUGAAGUCUAUAGUAGCACGUGCGAUACAGUUUUGCAUGUAUAUGAGCCUGUUUACAAACCUGUUGUCCAACAAAGAUAUCAUUUAUCUCUUAUCUAUUUCUAGCUUUUUCUCUAAAUUAACUUAAUAACACAGUCGAGUGUUUGAACCUUUGAUCAGACGUGGCUUCAUAUCACUGAAUGAGGCAGUAAUUUUAUAGUAUUAUACAAGCUAAGUUGAAUAGCAUUUCAUUAUAAAUAUACUUUAUCCUUAUAAAAAUACCCAAGAUUGCUUGAAGAACACAGACAAACCAUAUAUUGUAGCAAAUGUGUGUUUAUUGUCAAGUUUCCACAGUUAAAAUGUCUCUGCGUUCUAUUCAGCUACAGCGAUACCUUGAUUAGAUAUCUUAUGGAGCGUCAACAGUACUAUAAUUUCGUCGUCAGAAAAUUCAUUUCGUUGUACGUGUGUACUCAGUUAUGCUCUAUUUUGGGUAAAAAUAGAAAAGAUAAUACUUUUCUCUAAAGAAACAGGAUUCCCUGAAUUAUCGUCAUUGAUAUUGUUAUCGCAAUAAUACCAGAAAUUAUCGUGAUAAAUUUUUAAGACCAUAUUGCCCAUCCCUAAUUAACAGCAGUGUUACAAUGCCCUCUUGGUCCUACUGAGGUGCCCCCACCCAUGAUUUCUUCUACUAUGAUUUCUUGAUAUUUUUUGCCAGUUAUUGAUUUUGUUAAUAUUUAAAAUCAGGGAAAAAAAUGUCAUGUGACACACACAGUGCACAGGGCAACUCAGGGAGCAAUUGGGGCUUUGGUGCUUUUCUCAAGGGUCUCACCUUAGUCGUGGUAUUCAAGGUGGAAGAGAGCGCUGGUCAGUCUCUCCCCCUACCUAUAAUCACUGCCAGUACAGAGACUCAACCCCUUCAGUUUACAAAUCGACACUCUUGCCACGACUGCCUAACACAACUGAGAUGAAGGAAUGCCUUCCCACAAGUAAAUAUCUAAUGACUAUGCACCAAAUUUAGGGGCGUUUAAUAAAAAUAACUGUGUGCAAGCAUUGUUUUACAUGUGUCAUUUCCUCAAAUGGAACCACUGCCAACAUGACUGCACAUCUGCCGCGGGAUCACCUAGCAAUAUCACUGUCUGAAAGCCGGAUAGCAGAGAAGCUAAUACAGUCUUCCAAAAAGUAUUAAUUGCCAAAGACUUGCAGCUAUUUUCAUUUACUGAGAUUACAAACUACCGUCUCGCACGUUUUUUUAUGCUCUGCUCUUAGAUGACCUGGCAAAAGCACAGAGCCUUGUUCUGGCUAUAUGGAUAGUUGGGCAUUGCAUGCAACAGAGAAUGAUCUCACUGUGACUGUUCACAACAUGCCAGAUUGGGAAAUAAAAAGUGCAGUACUCCAAACCUGUCUCCUUAUGUGGAAGUCAUAUAAGCGCUCAUUUGGCAGAAGAGUUGACAAAUGCUGUGAAAUGUGGAAGUUGGGGAGGUCAAACAUGUUACUCCAAGUAACCACAGAUAAUGCUGUAAAUAUUGUGAAUGCAAUCCAUGAGGCUGAUGGGCUAGGGCAUCUACCAGAGAUGGGUUGCUUGACUUUUUUCACAGAAGUACCACAGACCACCAUAUUUUGAUGUGAAGCAGACACAAGUUAUUCCAUGAUGUUCCAACCCGGUUGGAUGGCCUGCCAUUUUUUCUGCCUUAUACUGGACAAAGAUCUGAAGGUGUCUGUCAAGAACAUAGCAAUGUUGAAUGACUGUGAACAAAAACUGGCAGAAGAACUUACUCAGGUCCUCAAACCACUGAAAACACUGACAGCUCUCAUGAUCGGUGAAGCAUUAUAUCGAUGAUCCUCCUCAGAAAAAGAUGACUGACCCUGACCCUGAUCUUCAUGAUUACCUCCAGCCAACAACAUUAGGAUAUUAAGUAAAGAUCAUGUUCCAUGAAGAUAUUUUGUACAUUUCCUACUGUAAAUAUAUAAAAACAUAAUUUUUAAUUAGUAGAAAACUAACUAAAGAAAACUUUAUUUGGACAACUAUAAAGGCGAUUUUCUCAAUAUUUACAUUUUUUUUUUUUUGAACCCUCAGAUUCCAGAUUUUCAAACAGUUGUAUCUCGGCCAAAUAUUGUCCUAUUCUAAGAAACCAUAUACAAUCAAUGAAAAGGCUUAUUUAUUCAGCUUUCAGUGGAUGCAUAAAUCUCAAUUUCAAAAAAUUGACCCUUAUGACUGGUUUUGUGGUCCAGGGUCACAUAUCCCUGUUGAAAAAAAAAAAACAGCAUAAGCUGGUUAGGUAUGUUUUGAAGCAUGGCUGCUGGUUUGAGCUGGAUUAAGCUGGUCCUUAGCUGGUCCUGUGCAACAAGCUCCUGCUUAAGACCAGUUUAGGACCAGCACAUGACCAGCUUAAACCAGCUAAAACCAGUAGCCAUGCUCCAAACCAGUAUAUGCUGUUUUUUUUUUCAACAUGGAUGUAAUUUUUAAAUGUUAUACUGGAGAUGGCUAUGGUUCUAAACUGUGCAUGCAGGUGUUUGCAGCAAUUAUACUCAGUGAUCUUUCCCUUUGAUACACAGCACAGAAUCCUGUGCCCUCCACAGAUGAAGAAAAUCCAUCUUCUUUCCCUCCCAAGCAGAAGACCACAGUGUCAUUGGUAUUUGGGGAGCUUUUCAGAACUGAGGAACAACAGACAGGGUCCUUUCACUGAGGAGGAAGUCAUCACAUACAAGUUUGCAGACUGUGUUUAUGUGGAUGCGGAUCCAUUCAUGUGCUAGGAAACAAAUGAUUGUAAGUUUUUCCAUGUGGCAAAAAUUGCACAAUGACACCUCUGUGUCCAAGGUACCUCUUGCGAGUGAAGUGUAAACCACUCUCAUCUUGCUGCUGAGAAUGCUGACGGGAUUCUUUUUCUUUUUUUUUUUUUUUUUUUUUUUUUGUAAAAAAAGACCCUCAAAGUACAGGAAUAGAUAGAUGACCUAAGUGAAAUUGCACGGUACAUUCUGAAUGAAGGCUGAAUCUAUUUAAAAAAAUGUAAAAUAAACAUGUAAAUUUCUCGAGAAAUUUACGUUUAUUUUAAUAAUUUUUAGAAUUCAUGAUACCAUUGAGUUGUAUAUGACAUACCAAGUAUUAAUUUUUCUGUAUUCAAUUGCAUUAAAAAUAGUAUUUAUUUUUCUUAUGCAAUUACUGUUUCUGUCCCCUAAGUAUAGAUGUGCCAAGCCAUCAGAAUGAUAACUUUAUAGUUGCAUCCCUAGUAUGAUUUCUCGUAAAGGUCUUUUUAUGUAUAGAAACACUUUGAUAGCAUAAUACCUCAUGCUGCUCAUCCUCAUGUGCUAUUCAAAUAGUUAGAGUAGGUUAACUAGAGACCAUAACUUGCCUUUUCACAUUUUUAUUCUUCAGAGGUCUUCCUCAGCCAGAGUGUUUUUUUUAAUGUUCUUUGAUUUGAUGCCUCUCCCCUUGAUUGUUCUGAACCUCAUUUUUCUUUUAUUGCUGUGUUGUUAAUAUGAAUAAAUAUAUUUAUUUUUGCACUGUA